GUGGAGCAGCCACGUCGCGUGCUGCGGAGAACACAUUCCGUACGUCGUCAGAGAGCCGCGCGCGGGUUUUGGUCGCAGGUGCGGGACGCUGCGUGCGAGCGCGAGGAGGCGGAAUAUGGCGAACGAGCGCGAGGCGGAGGUGCGGCGCCUCGCGAGGACGCAGUAGACACGGACGGCGGCUCGAGCACGGACGGGCGACGCGGAGCGGACAUGGAGCACGCGGAGGAGCAGGCGCGGUGGAACCGGAGCGCACGGGACCAGCAGCUGAAACACAAGAUCCGGGACCUGCCCGGGCUGCUGAAGCACGGGCUGCACCUGCGGAAGAAGAGCCAAUCACCUGACACUAUCCCCGGACCGAGCACUGGACCUACAGUACACAAGUCAUGUUCCCAGAGUUUUCCGUGUGCUGGUCGGGCUGUGAGGAAUGCCUUCCUCUCUCAUGGACCGUACCCGGCUAAAGACAAGAUACACCUGGCCAGAAUCAUACGGCGCAGCUACGUGGGCGUGGAGCUGGUGCAGUGGCUGUGUGAGCAGUGUGUGUACGUGCGCUGUCGGACCACUGCUGUGCGCGUCUGGCAGGUGCUGCUGGAGCUUGGAGUCCUGCUGUCUGUGGACCAGCGGGUGAUGUUUUCAGAUUCCAACUCUUAUUACCAGUUCAGCUUUGAGGAGUGUGACUCUGCCUCCUGUGACUUUCGCUCCAAUGAGGGCGAGUGGCCAGAAGCGGUUAGGCUCCUCCUUCAACUCGCCCCGUACGUCCAGUUUCGCUCCGGAGGCGAGGCCAACAGCCCGUCAGAGGAGGACUCUGAAGGCAACAGGGACAUGUGCAGUGAGAUUCUUCAGAUGAAAGCUCUUGAGAGGCUCACUUCUACGGUACAAAAUGAAUUGGCAGCUGCUCUUGCCCGAAAGACUCGCAAAGCUUUGUCAGAGCAGGACUCUGAGACGACGGAGGCGAGCCAACAGGAACCUCGAACACCCAGCGAGGAGAGCAGCCCGCUGAGCGGGGUGUGUGCACUGCGGGACGGCGGUGGCAGCGGCGGCGGGCGGGAGCUGACCAGCCGUCUCGGGCUGGAGGCCGUCCAGCGGCUGGCCAAGGACGGCUGCCGGCUGCUGCAGAACCACAACUACCGGCUGCCAGACAGGAACCAGGCGGAGGCGGUGGGGAGGGUUUGUCUGAAGGAGAGAGGACGGGAUGUGUUGGUGUUGCGGAGAGUGACAUCAUCAGUGACGUCGCCGUCGGACCGGCCCUCACCCACGUCGUCGGGGGGCGGAUCCAGAGAGGAGGAUUGUGACAAGAGGUAUGUGGUGGUCUCGGGGACACCGCUCAAGAUCUUGGAGCACCUGCUGAGUGACCUGCGGUUGGACGACCAAAGAGGGGCGCCAGAGAGCCGGGAGAGCGAAACACUGCUGGAUGACUUCCUGUUGACCUACCUGGUGUUCAUGUCCACCAAUGACCUCUGUCAGGCUCUGCUGGGACACUAUAGCAGCGCCCGCUGCAGGGGCCAGGAGGAGGGCAAAGACGCCCUCUUCAGGAAGCGUAAAGUACUGCAGCUGGUCUCCCACUGGAGCCGGCUCUACAAGGACUUCCUGAAGGAAGAGGAGCACGUCAGGAGCUUCAUGAAGACCUUGUACAGGUGUGUUUUAGAAGAUCUGUAUGAAUUCCCCACACUGGAGAAAGACCUGAAGGAGUUCCAGAAACUCCUGCGUCGCAGACACACUGUCGAUGACUGUCCUCCAAACCAAAAGAGUAAACAAAUGUAUCAGCAGUUGAGUUUGAAGGAAAACUGUUUGCAACUGAGAAGUCCACCUACUGACACUAGAGAGGUCAUUUGUUCCGUGCAUGUGAGCUCUGACUCCUACCUGAGUGUCCACACGAACCCCUCACUGGAAGUCCAUGAGAUGCUAAGAAUUGUGGGUCAGAAGAUGGACAGACCAGAAGAAGACAUGGUGCUUGCUGUGGCGUCGCACACUGGAGAGCGGAGGGUGUUACAGCCCAGUGACUGUGUGUAUUCAGAGUCUAUGACCCCACAGGGAAAGCUUGUGGCCUGUCGCAGAGAUCUAACUGAGAUUCUGCCUCCUUUAACGGACAGCGCUGAGCUAAGCAGGAGGCCGGUGCGACUCCUAGGUAUUAACACCUGGGAUGUGGCAGCUGCUCUCACACACCUGGACUGGAGCCUCUUCAAAUCCAUCCACGAGCAAGAGCUUGCGUACUACACCCUCAGCCGUGUUCCUGGUACGGGCCACACGGCGGCGCUCUCGGUGCUGCUCCAGCGCUGUAACGAGGUCCAGCAGUGGGUGAUGUCCGAGGUGCUCAUGUGUGUUUCGCUCAACAAGAGAGUACAGCUGCUCAAGAAGUUCAUCAAGAUCGCAGCUCAUUGUAAAGCCCAAAGAAAUUUGAACUCUGCAUUUGCCAUCAUCAUGGGAUUAAACACAGCAGCUGUCAGCCGACUCAACCAAACCUGGGAGAAAUGUCCGGGGAAGUUCAAGAAGCUUUUCUCAGAGUUGGAGCUCAUCACGGAUCCGUCUCUGAACCACAAAGCCUAUAGGGAAGCCUUCAAGAAGAUGAAGCCUCCCAAGAUCCCUUUCAUGCCUCUUCUCCUGAAAGAUAUCACAUUUAUCCACGAGGGAAAUAAGACCUUCCACGACAACCUGGUCAACUUCGAGAAGCUGCACAUGAUCGCGGACACAGUCAGAAUGAUUCGCCACUGCCAAAGCGACCAGCCAGGCAACGAGGUAAUCGGGGUCGACAGUGCGGAGGUGAGGGCGAGCGUUCACUACCUGCACAUCAUCGACAAUCAACAGACACUUUUCGAGCUGUCACACAAGCUCGAGCCUCGUGCUUAAAGACACACACACACACACACACACACACACACACACACACACACACACACACGCACACACACACACACAAAUACCCUAACAGAUGCACAAAAACAAACACACUGGACACAGUGGAAAAUGCUAGCACCGAGUAUGUGUGACAUGGAGAACGCUUUUCACAGCAUAAUGCCACACACUGACGCAUACACUGAAACAAAGUCACACCACCAGCUGGGAUGCAAAGUGGAAAAUGAGGUGCCAUGUAGAGCCAUUAAGACAGAGCUGCACUCUGCCUGUUCUCUAAAGGCUAAAGGCUUUAUAACACGGAUCAUGUGUCAAAAGAUUUAAGUCAGAACACGCUUUGUAAAGAGAUGCAGCAGCAAGUCGGACAGUGCCAAACUGGGACAAAGAGAAGAGGAGGCUGUAAUUAGUUUGUACAGUAUCUAUUGGACUGAAUAGUUUUGUUCUUGUGAUAAUCUUUCGGUUAUUUAUGAGCCUGUUUAGCAGGUGGAAUGUUUCUUUAUUUCUGUCUUUCAAGUCUCGUCCAACCCCCCUGGAGGCCAACAAGGACUUGAUAGCCUCCUCAUCAGUAACACACACAAAACAAUCUGUAUUUAGGUGUAUGAUGUGGUGCUUUUUUUCUGGUUAUUGUGUUGUAGCAUAUUAUGUAACGCAAGCAGCAACCAGCAGUACAACACUCUAAGAUACAUACAUCUUUUUUACCUUUUCUCACUGAGGCUUUUAUCUAUAAAUGUGCAGCCUCAGUGAGUGACAAAAGGUGCAACGUUAACAGUGUCUGGCAUGUGAAGGAGGCUUUGUUAGAGGUUUUUAUUGACUGAUUGUGAUGUUGGAAACACUCAGGCUCACCUGAACAUGCCAGAGUUCAUAAACUGUGGAUGAGUAGUGAAUGUUUUUUGGUUCUCAUUUACAUUUUAGAGACCUGGUUGACACUCCUCACGCACUCCUCUCUAUGAUGUUUUUGUGUGAACAGAAAAGGAUCCUUUUACAUUGUAUAUAAUAUGGACCUUUAUAUUUUUCAGUGCCAAAUGUCACACUGAGUCCUGCAGCGUAGAUGUACUGUAGAUAUCUCGGUUUGUUUUGCAAUCUGUGUUUGUUUUUCUUUACCACAGAAUUUGAGUUCCUUUAUUGAGCCCUGGAAUGACGUCUGAUCUGUGAUAUUGUAAAACAGAUCAGACUGCUCGCAGAGACUCUUUCUGACAGUAUGAUGACUGAUUUCAGGGUGUGUGAUGGUAUCGCUCUCUCAAUGGGUUGCUAUGGAAACACAGCCCCAUCACAGAGCUAUUUUCCUUUUUAUUUUCUAUUCAACAGAUAAGUUAAACACCACAGACCUUUGUUAAGACAUAGCUUUAUUCAACAAAAUCAUGUUCAUGAGGAGAUUUUGACAUUCAUUCUUACUGACUGAAAAUAUCACUUCAUUAAGAAGUGGUCUUGUGUAAACUGUUUGUUAAAACCAACACAGGGUGUGGACAGAAUAAUGGAAGCACAAGGCCGAAGGCCGUUAGAGUAAGACUGUCACUUAGGAGUUUUACAGCUUUGGUUCACCCAACAAUUUCACUCUUAACAUCCUUUCUAACCAAACAGAUCUUCCUGUUGACAUGGCCAUGACACGUGGAAAAACAUCUAUUUGUUAUUCAAAUCACUGAGGGAUCGGUCUGUCUUGUUGCUCAUCUCAGUCCGUAGUCACCAGGAAAGAAUUGCAGCAUGGGAUGAGAAGAAUCAUUCAGAAAUCAUAUAUGAGUGACAAUGGUGGAUACAAAUUAAGACGCACCCUCUUAAACCACAACAUCACAUCUGGCUGACCUUUUUAGUGGUUGUGUUAUUUUUGUCCUUGCCCUGUAUAUGUUCAUGCAUAGCCUAGUCACUUCAGUGGUACAUUUCUGCUGAGUAGUAAGAAACAUCCAAAGGCAGGAUUCCUAAAUGUUAUGUAGCGAUGCAUGUCCUGCAUUGUUUGGAUAGUUAUAAAACACGGGCGCUAAAGUGCAAUACGGUAGAAAUGUUCUUGCCACAAAUGUCAUCGUUUCAACACUUCGCUUUUCAGAGCACAGAGCUGCUUUCUUCCGCAGAUCAUAAUGAAUCAAAUCGACAAGGGAGGGCUGGGAUUUCCCAAACAACUGUAGUGCCAAAUACAUUGUUUGGUUCAUUAUAAGAAAAAGAUCAGAGAUGAUCUCAAGACUCACUUCUAAAUAUAAUUGGUUUACCAUGAGCGGCUUAGUCACUUUGCUUUUAAAAACAGACUUUAACCUGUUGCCACCAACACAUCUGAUGCUCCGACAAUGAAUGUGGAGCCAGUUUUGUGGACACUGUUAUGGUCACCAAAAUUGAUUAAUACAUUAAAAGUUUACUUGGGCCAUUUGAGUAUUUGAUUUUAUGUGGAUGUAAAAUCUAAACGUCUAUUUAAAAUCUAAAGUUUAUUUGUUUUCAAGAAAAGCAUUCAUUAACCCUAACCCUAACCCAGACUAUGUAACUUUUGCUAUAUGUCUACAGUUUGCUAACAGUAGCCCCCAUGUGUUAUACCAACCAAAUAGGGCUGUACUGUAAGCAGCAAAACUGUGUUGACUUGUUUCACCGCUUAAAAGUUACAUACUCUCACUUUGAAGAUGCUUUCUGUGACACCAAGUCGGUGAUUCUUUGACUGCUAGAGCUGAUAAUUCAGAGCCGUGGUCUGUUCAUAUUCAGUGUCAUAGAAAGGCCUUGUGGUAGUCAUUUUUACUAUUAACCUGUACAUGAUGCACACAUGCACAAAUACACCUCUGCUCGUUGUGUUUAAAGAGCAGGAUAAUUGUGCGAUAUUACUUAUUUAUUGUAAUAUAAUGUUUAUUUAUGUAUUUUUGAGGUGACAAAAGUUCAUGUGCCAUGUUCAGAGGUUCAACAAUGUGUCAGUUCAUUCUUGAGAAGACAACAAGUUUGUGGUUUGAAGCUGCAACGCUGGAAUGUAAAAGUACUUGUAGUUAUGUUUUGUGGCCACUUGAGAGCAGCAGGAGAGCAAGUUAGUGUGAUGACGCUCUUCUCUUUCCUCUGGUGUCAAACGCUUUAGCGGACAGGAAACCAACAGGAAGGUGAAUUUAGUGUUUUAUCGGCCGUAGUCAUGACUGUGUAAAGUUACGUUUUUUUAAAGCAAUGUUGUUUAAAACCUGUUUGCAUGUUAAAAUAAAAAAAACACAAAGUUCACAAUGCAAGAGAGGACAUUGAAGGCUUUGUACUAUUGUAAUAUUGUUGAUGUGUAAAUAUAUGCCCAUGUUUGGUAUGUUGUUAUUAUUUAUCAGUUGUAAAUGAAAAAAAUAGUCAACCACAAAGCAAUAUGUCUCCCCUCGUGUCCCCUCAAACUUCUGACAGCUGAAACCACAUGUCUUUUCUAAAGCAGCGUUUUACUAUGUCAACAUUUGACUGAAAUUAAUAAAUUAUA
Messenger RNA from Anoplopoma fimbria (sablefish), 6244 nucleotides. RefSeq names its product Rap guanine nucleotide exchange factor (GEF) 5a (gene rapgef5a). Gene Ontology annotation, cellular component: plasma membrane. Gene Ontology annotation, molecular function: guanyl-nucleotide exchange factor activity. Gene Ontology annotation, biological process: Ras protein signal transduction; positive regulation of GTPase activity. The record is from RefSeq and is a predicted model, not a curated record. Lineage: Eukaryota; Metazoa; Chordata; Actinopteri; Perciformes; Anoplopomatidae.